AAGACAUUGAAGCAACGCAUCCUUGGAUGCUUCCGGAGGGGCAAAGUGGAGUCAAUGCCGACUUCACAGAUUGAGGCCGAUACAGCUAUCCCUGAUGCCAGGGAAGUUGUUGAUCUGGCAGAUUGUCAAUCGAAGAGUGUUGGCUUAAAGAAACACAAACAAAAGGCAUCAAAGAGCCGCUCAUUUCACAACCCUUGGAGAAAACAAGGGAAGAGUAAAGUGAAAAAAGAUGCAGAUCCAGCUAUUCCUGAUGCCAUGGAUGGUGCUGAUCUGGCCAGUUUUGGUGGCAUCACUGCAGCUAAUGAGAGGCUACAGAAGAUAGGUGCCAUUCCAGAGAAUAUUGGGUUAAAAGGUGGUGGAAAUCCUGACCCAAAUAAAGCUAAAAAUCCUGGGUCAAAAGAUGUUGGAAAUCCUGAGGCAAAAGGUGGUAAAAAUCCCAGGCCAAAAGCUCUUGGAAAUCCCAGAAAUCCCUUGCCAGAAGAUGAUAAAGUUGUCAGGCCAAAAGUUAUAAAUUUUGUUCAACAAGCUUUUGUACCGCAAAGCGAGAAGAAACCAGCUGAUCCCUCAGUGCCUAAAGACACUUUUGAUUCUAAAUAUCAACUCUUGGAGGAUGAAGUGCUUGGGGAAGGUUGCUGUGGCAAAGUGUACAAAGGGAUCCGUAAAUCGGAUGGCAGUGAAGUUGCAAUCAAGCGAAUUUCCAAAAAAAAGUAUCACACAUAUCUUCAGAUUCCUGGAUACCCCAAACGACUUAUUACAGAAGUGGCGCUGUUGCUUAAAUUAGGAGAGGCGCCCUCAUGCCCCAAUGUCAUACAGAUGUAUGACUGGUACGAGACUAAACACUUUUACACGCUCGUGUUGGAGUACCCACUGCACAGCGAAUCCUUGUGGGAUUUUGUUAGAAAUCAUAGAGGACUAAGUGAAAAUACAGCAAGACAUCUCAUGCGUCAGGCGGUACUGGCAGUGCAACACUGUCUGGAUUGUGGAGUUUUCCAUAUCGACAUCCAUCCCGGAAACUUCUUGGUGCAGCAAUCAACAAUGAGCCUGAAGUUAAUUGACUUUGGGCUUGGUUAUUAUCUGACGCAUGAGGCACAUAAGUCCUUCGACUUUGUAGGAGCUGAACGGUUUAGAAAUUCCACGCCGUGCCAGCAAAACGUCUGGGCCUUAGGUAUUUUGCUGUACUACAUGGUGCUUAGAAUUUUCCCCUCUAAUUUGAACGACUUUCACUCCGGGAAUCUGAAGGCAAAUGAGACGCGUUUAUCAAAGGAAAUCUGUGAUCUGUUAAGAGGUUGCCUGGCCCUGAAUCCAAGUGAUCGUCCGACGCCCAAGCAGAUCUUAGAUCAUGACUGGUUUAAAACUGAGUCUGAUGAAGAAGAGCUACUCGUAUACAAAAUGAGGGCACUAUCCACAGAAAAUAAAAAGGAUGAAGCUGAAUGACUGAAGAAGAGGGGAAUGAUUGGAGAUGCUGUUUUCAUCAUCCUGAGACAUAUGGAGUUUGAAGGAGGUUUUAUUUCAGCCUCAGUCGUCAUGACCACAGACCGCUGGCUGAAUGUCUGAUGCAGAUCCUGUCUCAUCCUUGAAGACAUAAAAAACUUUUUUAAUUCUUAAUGUUUUUAUAUUUUAAAGUUGUAUAAUAAACUAUCUAAUAUAUAGUAUGUCCUCUAUAGAAUCAGCUAUGUCUGGCUCUCUCCUAGGGUUUUUUUUCUCCUAGGAGUUUAGGGAGACAGGUUUAACUUAGAUCUCUCUUCUAAAUAUUACAUUAUCACAACGCUCGAUAGUUCAGUUUAAUCUGUACUUUGCAACUUUUGCUGACCCUUGAUUUUUCUGUGUUUUUUCUUUUUUUAUUAAUGUAA
Messenger RNA from Paramisgurnus dabryanus, 1850 nucleotides. RefSeq names its product serine/threonine-protein kinase pim-3-like. Gene Ontology annotation, cellular component: cytoplasm. The record is from RefSeq and is a predicted model, not a curated record. NCBI's taxonomy places the organism in Eukaryota, Metazoa, Chordata, Actinopteri, Cypriniformes, Cobitidae. Gene Ontology annotation, molecular function: ATP binding; protein serine/threonine kinase activity. Gene Ontology annotation, biological process: negative regulation of apoptotic process; protein autophosphorylation; regulation of mitotic cell cycle.